Messenger RNA from Capra hircus (goat), 4162 nucleotides. It is a transcript of the gene CHCHD7, whose product is annotated as coiled-coil-helix-coiled-coil-helix domain containing 7. The record is from RefSeq and is a predicted model, not a curated record. Lineage: Eukaryota; Metazoa; Chordata; Mammalia; Artiodactyla; Bovidae. The transcript is spliced from 4 exons. The coding region runs from base 48 to 566 and encodes 172 amino acids.
AUGAUGUUACCUAGGUGGUAUGGUUUUUAAAGAAUUUCUAACCGACGAUGGUGAUAAAAAGUAGAACGCUUUCACGGAAGGGGGGCAACCUGAGUUCAGUCUGUCUGAUCAUUGUUGAGAUUACAUUCAAGGAGUGUGAACAGUGGAGCAGAGCUCUGUGCUCAGAACACAGGACACAUGUAGACCAGAAAGCCGUGAGUUCACUUUGUGCCCUCACCUGUCUUAGGAAGAAGUCAAGCCUGCGAAGGAAUUCUGUGCGGGAGAGGAAGAAGCUUCUAGCCUCUGCCUGCAGGGAGAAGACACUUAGGAUGCCCAUGGUGACACGGAGGCUGAGGGAUCCUGACGUAAACCCUUGCUUGUCGGAAUCGGACGCGUCUACCAGAUGCAUGGCUGAAAACAACUAUGACAAGGAGAGCUGUUCCUCUCACUUCUUGAAGUACAAGAACUGCCGGAAGUUCUGGAACUCUGUCAUGAUCCAGAGAAGACAAAACGGAGUGAAGCCGCCCAUGCCCACGGCAGCAGAGAGAGACGAGAUCUUAGAAGCACUGGGGAAGAUGCCCUAUUGAGCGUUUGCAUUAAAAUUAUUUAUUUAACUUAGGAACAGAUAAAUAUUUUUAAUAAGUGGUUACUGUGUCUUCAUAAGACUUUUCAGGCCUUACCCAGAUAGAUCUCGGAUUCCUUGGGGGAAGCCCCGUGUCCUCCUCCAUUUCUGCUCUCAGUGCCGCGAUGAGAGCGGGCCACCCCAGCUCUGCCACGUCCUCGGCUUCACAAGACUUGCUGAAGGCAAGGGGGCCUUAGGAACAGCUCAGUGGAGAGUUGAGCUUUUCUGCCGGGUCUCGAGAGAAAGAAGUAAGAUGUGAACAAGGGAGGGAUUAAGGGGGUGAAAGGGAGGCAGUGUCUCCAAGGAAGGGAAGUGAUGUACGUGACAGCACGACAGGAGGGCAGGCUGGAGCCGUGUGUGGAGAGCAGUGUGUGGACUGGCCCCCUGGAGGGGAGGUGGGCACUGAGUGGUAGGGAGAAGACUGGACAGCAAGUCCAGGGUGGAUACCCGAUGGGCCUCAGUCCCAGGCACAUUACUAAGGUCUCUGCCCUGAUGACCUCACUCGUGUACCUUGAUUUAAAAAGCCUUGGGGAGGCACAGGUGUCUUUAAAUGACAUACAGAGAACUGGUUUUCUUUAUGUUUCCUUAAGGAUGGGCUUAGUCAAGGGACUCUGAGACUGAAGUCUGUGGUUACUGAACAGCCUUCUAAAGAAAAGAUGGUGCUUUCAGAGGUGGGGUUUCACCUGCAGGAUGAGAUGGGACAGGGAGGGGCUGGGGUUCGUCAGGUGAUCGCAACACAGAAUGAGGCUGGAGCCGAGCUUCGUUUUAUGAUAUAAAAGCGAGAAUAUUCAGUAUCAUGACUGGGGUGGGGUUGUAAAGCAGAUCUCAAUUCCGCCUUUUAAAAUCCAGGGUCUUUCGUUUACAGGAUUGCUUUGUAAAAGACACAUUAUUUGAUCAAAUUUCAUGUGUACAGAAAGUGAAAACAGAUAGUUUGAGUCCCUUCUCUUCGUCUGGUUCUGGUGCAGGAGUAUUACAACAGCUGCUGACACAAACUGUCCAGCUCGUUGGUCCUAGUCCAAAAUCCAGGUCAGAGGUUUUUAAACUAUGGAACCUUUAUUUUCAAAUGUGAUUCUAUUUGAAUAAAAGGUAGAAUUGUUUCAGAAAUUCUUUGAUUUGUAUUGAUUGCUGUAAAAAUGAUGGAUUUAGAUAGGAGCUGACAAGGAAUGAAUACUUACUGUGUAAGAAACAGUUCAGUACUUCUAGGCUUAUUUAAAAGUGGAAUUUUAAUGUCACCUUUUAAAAUGUACAUACCAAUAUCCACAUUUAUUUGUCCUGGCCUAGCUCUUUUUAUUUUUAAAUAGCAGGUUCAUCAACGUGCAGUUUGUAUACCAUGUAAAUCAUUUGUUUAAAGUGUACAAAGCAAUGGUUUUUAUUAGUAGUAUAUUGACAAAAUUGUCAUCCAUCCCCACAAUUGAUUUUAGGAGCCAUCACCCCAGAAAGAAAGCCUGUACCUGUAGCACUCUUGAUCUGCUCCUGACACACACCGCCCUCCAUCCCCACUUCACAUCCCCAACACUCAGGCACCUGCUCACCUUCUUUCUGUCUCUAGAAUUGCCUGCUCUGGACAUCUCCGUCAAUGGAGUCACGCACCUUGUGACCCUCGGUGACUGGUUCCUCUCACUCACCCUCACGUUCUCAAGGUUCAGUCCCGUUGCUUGCAUCAGUGCUUCAUUCCUUUUGCUGCUGACAAAGCUUCCACUGUGUGGAUACACCGCAUUUUAUUUGUGCAUUCAUCAGUUGACAGGUGUUUGGGUUGUUUGUGUUGUUGGCUAUUUUAUGAGGUGUGUUGCUUCUUAAAACAUGUGUGUACAAGUUUUUGCAUAGACAGUGUGUUUUUGGAUAUAUGCCCAGCAGUUGAACUGGUGUGACCAUACUGGGUCAUAUGGUAAGUACAUUUAGUCUUUUGAGGAACCAACAUGUUUUCCAGAGUAGCAGCAUCACUUCACAGUAUUUGAGAGUUCCAAUUUGUUCACAUGCUCAUUAACGUUUAUUGUAAUACCUGCCUUUGAUGACAGUCAUCCUAGAGGGCCUGAGCUGCUAUCUCAUUGUGGUUUUGAUUUGCAUUUCCCUGAUGGCUGAUGAUCCUGAGCAUCUUUUCACAUGCAUAUUGGCCACUUAGAGAUCUUUGAAGAAAUAUUUGCUCAGAUCCUUUGCCUAUUUUUAAAUCGGGUUGUGUAUCUUUAUCACUGCCAGAGUCCUUUACACACACUAGAUACACAUCCCUGAUAAAAUACAUGGUUUGUAAAUUUUAUCUCCCAUUCUGAAUAUGUUGUGUUUGCAUUUCAUGGUGUCUUUUGAAACAGAAGCUUUUCAUUUUGAAGUAGUCCAAUUUGUGGUGGUGGUUGUAGCUUUUGGUGUCAUGUCUACAAAAAAGUCUGAAGGUUAACAUCUGUGUUUCUUCUAAGAGCUGCAUAUUUGUAGUUAUCCAGAAGCUCUUGAAGGAUGGAAACAGUGUCAUCCACUAUAAUGGGACGUAGCGAUGUCAACUACUCCAAGAAGCAGCUCUGUCCGUAACACCUCCCUAGGAAGCUUGUAGUAUAUAAUAAAUGAUCAACAGCUGUGUAUGUGUUUGGGGAGAGCAGGAGAGCAGGCUUUUAAAACUGAACACAUUGGAAAAUGCGGCUGAUUCACAGGAUGUGAACAGGUACACAGUGUAGAUAAAUCUGACCAGAAGCAGCCAAUGUUACGGGGUUUCAAGGUCUCGCAUGCAAGUACAGGCACAUCCGGUGCUUCUCAGGUGACUCAGUGGCGCAGGUUCAAUCCCUGGGUCAGGAAGAUCCCCUGGAGAAGGAAAUGGCAACCCACUCCAGUAUUUUUGCCCGGGAAAUCCCAGGACAGAGGAGCCUGGCAGGCCUACAGUCUGUGGGGUCGCAAAGAGUUGGACACAAGGACUAAACAGCAGGUGUAGCUGUAUAUUUAUUUGGUUUGCAAAAAAGGAACGUGGUAGUGUGUAAGUGGAGGCUCUUGGCCUUUUCCACUGAGCAGUGUGGUUUGGAAUAGUUCUGCACAGCCGGUUAUAGGCCCACUGUAGGUCUUUCCUUGUGAGAUACUAGGCUAUGGACCCAUUUCCCACAGAUGGAUUCCUUCCCUUUUGGAAAUAAUGUCAGCUGUGGUGCUUUGCUUGUUCUGUCUUUAUCUAUGUGCUGCAUUUCUAAGAGUGAAAUUUCUAGGCUGAAGGUUUCAGUAGUUUGAUUUAUGUAGUUACUCCUUUCCCCAGGAAGCACACCUUCACAGUCCUGGAUGAAAAGCCUGUGAGUCCCUCCUUGUUCCUCAGGCCCUGGUUCCCGCUGGGCCCUUUAAAACUUCCAUCCAUUGAUGAGUGAAAAAUGGAAUGGGCGUAUUUACUUCCUUUGCCCUCCACCCCCCCUUUUUCUUUCCUUCUUAGAUUGUUGCUGUGAACCAGUUGGGGAAUGCUUGGUUUGGUAAGAAAAUUUAUUAAUACCUCUUCGUCAUAUGUAUUCUAUGUAUUUUUCCCAGUUUGUCUUUUAACUUUGUAUUUUCAUUUCGGAGCAGUAUUUUAUAUUUUAAGGUAAUUAAAUGGAUCAGUCUUUUUGCUUAUGA